CUAGAUUAUAUAGCACUCAUUCCAAAACGGUUCUCUUUCUCUCAUCCAAAAUUCAACAACGAAUUUAGUCCAGAGGUACCGGACUGUCUAAAGUCAUAGUGGGUAGUGGCUCUCCAGUUCUUCAGGACGAAAACAAAUUUUGGGUUUUCCAAGUCUCAAGUCAUAGGAUAAAUGGCCUCCGGACCUUUCAAUGUGAAUGAGUUCCAAGAAUUGGCUAGGCAAGCCCUUCCAAAAAUGUACUAUGAUUUCUAUACUGGGGGAGCUGAGGACCAGCACACGCUAAAAGAGAAUGUUGCAGCAUUUCGCCGAAUCAUGUUGCGGCCUAGAGUUCUUGUAGAUGUUAGUAGAAUUGAUAUGUCAACUACUAUAUUGGGUUACAAAAUCUCAACGCCUAUAAUGAUUGCUCCCACAGCUAUGCAUCAGUUAGCACACCCUGAAGGAGAGGUUGCCACUGCUAGAGCAGCAGCUGCGUGCAACACCAUAAUGAUUUUGUCGAACAUGUCUACCUGCACCAUGGAGGAGGUUGCUUCCAGCUGCAAUGCAGUUCGGUUCUUUCAAUUAUAUGUUCUCAAGAGACGAGAUAUAUCAGCUCAGAUAGUUCACAGAGUUGAAAAAAAUGGUUACAAGGCUAUUGUCUUAACUGUUGAUACUCCCAGACUUGGUCGAAGAGAGGCAGACAUAAAGAAUAGAAUGGUUGCACCUCAGUUGAGGAAUUUUGAAGGCCUUUUAUCAACUGAAGUGCACACUGAUAAAGGAUCAAACUUGGAAGCUUUGGUCAAAGGAAUCUAUGAUACUUCUUUGAGCUGGGAGGACAUAGGAUGGUUGAAAUCUAUUACAAACUUGCCAAUUCUAAUCAAGGGGGUACUCACUCAUGAGAAUGCAAGAAAGGCUGUGGAAGUAGGUGUUGCUGGGAUUGUCGUCUCUAAUCAUGGAGCCCGUCAAUUGGAUUAUACACCUGCCACUAUUUCUGUCCUGGAAGAGGUGGUUCAUGCUGUUGGAGGAAGAGUUCCCGUUCUUUUUGACGGAGGAGUACGGCGCGGAACAGAUGUCUUCAAGGCAUUAGCUCUUGGUGCACAAGCUGUCCUUGUUGGAAGGCCUGUUGUCUAUGGCCUUGCAGCAAACGGAGAACGUGGAGUGAGACGAGUCAUUGAAAUGCUGAAGGAUGAGUUUGAGCUCACUAUGGCCCUUUCUGGCUGCCCCAGUGUUAAGGAUAUUACCAGGAGCCAUGUGACCACAGAAUUUGAUAAGCCACGUUCGAUGCUAUAAUUUUCUUUUAGAAGUGUCAAAACAAUAUUCUGCAGAGAGAUGAAUGAGAACGACUGCACAUUGUUAUUCUUGUCUCUCAUAUUGUAAUUCAACUUUAUUAAACUGUGAUCACAAUGUUAAUGUAUGUGAUAGUGUGAGUGAUAGCACUUUCAUGCUGAAAUUAAAUAGUCAUUGAGAAAUUAAAUAAAAUGAAGAACAAUAAAUUCUAUAUAUACAAUCCAAUCCAACUAGACAUUGUUCCUAAGCACAUUGAAAUGAUGCAAUUGGCCCCCGUUUUCCUGUUUCUCAGCCUCUUUUUCCCCCCAAUAGCACAGUAAAAUGUUGAAACUGCCAUCCACUAAAACUUUUCUUCCUUUCCCUUUUUGCCACUCCCCCGUCGGAUGUUUACGAGCGCCACUGGUUGGUUCAUAGAGACGCGUCGUUGAGUUCGAACCAGCCUGGUUGAGCUGGUUAUAGCGAUGGGAUAAGCUGCUUGGAUGUUUGGGAUUCGUUUGGGGCCGUCGAUUCCCGUUCGAGGGGGCGCACUGCGAACCUCACCCUUCUUUUGGUCUUCAUCUCAUCAAUUUGUUUGUUGGUUCAGAGAUUUUUCAUCAUUUUGUAGAGUAUUGGUCUAAAAGAUCUUCCAUCUUUUUUGGCUGCAAGUUCUUGCAUCAUUUGUCUUCAAGUUUGCAUUCCAUCAACUUUUUAACAAAUUAAUGAUUAGCUGAUGGGUUGCUGAGCAAACUAUUGAAUCCUUUAAUUCCUUGCUCAAAUUGGUUCCUAGAACGAGUCAGUGAUAGGUUUAGAAGAUAAGCCUUUAAGAACAAUGGUUGUUGGCAUAUGAGAGUUUAUUUUCUCCUACUGAGCAAAUUGUUUUAUUAUCUGUUUUAGAAACACUUGCUUUUGUCCCCCAACAAAAGCAAUCAAUUCAUCAAUUGUUGUUGGGGUUACUAUAACUUGUGUAAUGAUCUAUUGUUGUUAAUAUUUUUUUUUUUUCUUUUUUGUUUUUAUGCUCAUAUGUUUUUGUACUAACUUUGUGUAAUAUAUAUUCAUUUGGUGAUUUCAUGUUAGAGAUGUUAAAAACUGUGUUAAUAGCUAUUUGAUGUAGUCUGCUGCCAAUAUAUGAACAUGAAUGAACAUGUGGAGAUAGAGAGAAAGAGAGACCAACCUAAUGACGUUGAUGACUGCUGGAGAGAGAAAAAAACAAAG
Messenger RNA from Prunus mume (Japanese apricot), 2454 nucleotides. RefSeq names its product Aldolase-type TIM barrel family protein (gene HAOX1). The record is from RefSeq and is a predicted model, not a curated record. Lineage: Eukaryota; Viridiplantae; Streptophyta; Magnoliopsida; Rosales; Rosaceae. Gene Ontology annotation, molecular function: oxidoreductase activity; FMN binding.